AGUGAGCGUAAUUAAAAUCUAUUAUAGAUAAUAAAUUGGGAGCAUAUCUGUCAAAUUUUGGGUGUCUGAAGGAUAUUACGGGGUUACGACCCAUAUUUUCGCUAGCAAACGCUCCAACUCUGGCCUCUUGUAAUUAAUAUAUUUGUCUUUGAACGAAUUUUAAGAAGUAAAUGUUGGUCAAACUGUUGUAUGUAAAUAAUUGUUGUAGGUAUUUGGAAAUAGUCGUAAUAAAGCAAGUAAUAUAAUUAUAUUUGUCAUCGGUAUCAUUAAAAAACGUGAGCUGCACGAGAUGGCAGGUAUGUCGGAUCCGGAACCGAGGUACAUACUGAGGUCCUCCCUGCCGGCGAUCCACUGCGCACACUUCUGGAAGUCCGGCGGGCGGGACGUGCUGCUGUGCGGCUGCGAGGACGGCAACGUGUACUCGUGGGACCUGGAGACUGCUCGCACAGACGGCGUGCCGACGCUCGCCGCGGGAGCCGCGCAGUGCCUGUCCCUGAGCUCCGCGGGCGACCUGCUCGUCACCCAGGACAGGUCCGGUCGCGUGGGGCUGUGGUCGCAGGGGGAGAGCGCGUGGACCCAGCUGCGCUCCAUCGCCCUCGACUACUCGGGCUUCUGCCGAGUGUGCGUCUCCGGGGGCGGGGACGACUUGCUGGUGUGCCCCCAGCGCGUCGGGACGCUGGAGGUGUACUCCGCCAAGACGGCGGGGAAGGUUUCAGCGCUCCCAAGCUCCGGAGGAGACGGACCGGGAAAACUCGGGGAAGUCAUGACUGCUAAGCUCGUACACUUGUCCGGGGUACCCUACGUUAUCGCCGCGUACGAGAACUGUGAAAUACAUCUAUGGGACCUUAGAGCUGAGCAUUCCAUCAGUAAGUACCUGUUACCGAAAUGCCCGAUAGCUUUGGAGUUUGACGACACCUUGGGAUUGGGUCUGUGCGGUAACGUAUCCAGAAAAAUUCCGGUAUUUAAGCUGGAGAAGACUGGUACGUUCACGACCGUAGCCGAGAUUAAACUGCCUGCGCCAGGUGUCUCGUGUGUCCGAAUGGAGCCGGAAAGGAAAUUUGUAGCCGUCGGUUGUUGGAACAAGACUAUACAGUUUAUUUCGUGGAAGGAUAAGGUAGCUAGUUCUCCUGUCCAAAUUACUGUGCAUAAAGAUGUUGUUCAAGACAUUUGUUUCUCACCCUGGUCUGUUCCAAGCUGGGAGUCAAAGUGUCUAAUGGCUGCCUGCAGUAAAGACUCCCAAGUGUCAUUAUGGGAUUUUUUAAAUGUUUUUUAAAUAUUGUUUUAUAUUUAGAAAAGAUGUUUGUACAGUAAUUGGCUGAUUGGAAUAUAUUUAAACAAUUUAUUUUCACAAUGUCAAUAUGUAAACAACAUUCCUGAUAUGCAAGGUCACAAUUUAAUAAAAAUAUCUUUACAGUAACAAUAUAAAA
Bacillus rossius redtenbacheri is the source of this 1427-nucleotide messenger RNA. RefSeq names its product guanine nucleotide-binding protein subunit beta-like protein 1. Gene Ontology annotation, molecular function: protein binding. Lineage: Eukaryota; Metazoa; Arthropoda; Insecta; Phasmatodea; Bacillidae. The record is from RefSeq and is a predicted model, not a curated record. Bases 290 to 1273 code for a protein of 327 amino acids. The transcript has 2 exons.